AUGAAAUCAAUCGUCAUGGCGACUACUACUUGGUUCUGUGAAAACUGCAUGAAGGCCUUCAAGGCCUUCAUGAAGGAUAUGUUCUCAGUGCGUGCGAUUGAUCCCACCAAGAGCCGCGUACUGCAUGAUGCACGCUCAAUCAUAUCAGAGCAAGUAUUGACAGGAAUCGUUCCUUGUAUGUUGAACUGCCUUGACUUGGAGGGGUGGGAGUACGACCGUCUCUGCGCUGAGUUGGAGGAUCUGGAUGCCAAAUCAUUCAUUCAUCAGUGCUUUGAUAUUCAGAAUGAGCGAUGUGAGAGGCACGAAUUCAACUCGUCUGCCUGUCAUUUAGACCCUCCACAGUUGCUCGCCAACUUGUGUCAGCUCAUCGAUACUUCAGGGAUGAAUCCAGACGAAGGUGAACUCCAUCGUAGGGACCUCAAGUCUCCACCAACGGAUGACCCAACGAGCAAAGAACCUACACGAACGCGCGCUCCGCCCAAAAUCACCAGCGCCUCGCCCACCCGCAAGAUCCUAACUCUGACAGAGCUUACGGACGUCCCCAGCACCCUCUCUACCACAGAUUCUCCGCCCACAACGGCAAACAGCCUCAUCCCUACGACAUUUAUCACGUCGUCCUCUUCCUCGACAUCCAUCGAUUCCGACCUCAACUCCACCUCCGCUUCCACCACACCAUCGCCGUCAGGGACGACACCGGUGUCACUCAAUCUCUCGACGGGGUCAAUAGUAGGAAUCGCCAUUGGCGCUGCCUUGCUCUGCGGGGUGCUCUGGCUCGGAAUCCGAUGUUGUUUCAAGCACGGACAAAAACUAGACGCUGCGAAGGAUGACCUGCAUUCAGAGAGAUUGAUACCCCUAGAGUUCGCCACAGUUCCCGAAAAGUACGGAAAUACCAUCAGUGAGAUUGACAGUCGAGUGACUGCAAAUCCGCCUAGACCUGUACGAGAGGACGUCUAUGAAUUGGGAGGCGAGCCUGUGGUUGCGCCUCGUCCGGACGAGGAGACACCUAAGAUUGUAGCCACAGUUGCGGAGGGAAUUAAGCAUAAGGAGCAGACAGAAACUGUGGCUGUCAAUGAGGUUGGCGGAGGGGGCUUAGGGACUAUCCCAGAGGCGGUCGAAGAAGUGAGAAGAGACCAGACGGUGGAAGCUUGCAAUCGCAUCAAGUGA
Molecule: messenger RNA, 1164 nt
Organism: Aspergillus affinis
Lineage: Eukaryota; Fungi; Ascomycota; Eurotiomycetes; Eurotiales; Aspergillaceae
Exons: 2
Coding region: 1-1164 (387 amino acids)
Source: RefSeq, a predicted model, not a curated record